AUGGCAACAUUCACAAUCACGAUUUCGCUGACACUCACGGUGCUCGCCUGUGUCUCAGCGCAGGUCCAGAACCAAUAUUCGACGAACAACUAUAACCAAAAUGCGGCCAGCUUUAACCGAAACGCGGCAGCUGGGCAACGACUGGUGAACCAGCAGCAACAGCAGCAACAACAGCACCAGUCCCAGCAGCAUUUCCAACGCCAGGCGCAAGCCCUUCGGGCGCCCCUUCUGCCGCCGCCCAAUCCCAACCAGUUUAGCCAAAGGCUCCAGCAACCCUUCGCGAACCCGAUCCGACCGUUCGUGCCCAUCACGUCCUACAGCAACGACGUUGCGUACGACGGAUCGUACUCCUAUGCAUACACGACGGGCGACGGCCAACAGCAGCAGGCCCAGGGGUAUCUGAAAAAUGCUGGCCUCAAGGACCUCGAGGCCCAAUCGGUGCAGGGUUCGUACUCUUACACCUCACCCGAAGGACAGCUCAUCACGGUGACCUACAUAGCGGAUGAGAACGGGUUCCGUGCCGAAGGAGCUCACCUGCCGACGCCACCACCAAUCCCGGAGGCAAUCCAGAAGUCGCUUGCUCUCAUCGCCCAAACGCAGCCCGUUUCGGCACAGUUCAACGCUGCCUACAACCAGCCCCGCUUCCAGACUGGCCAUCAGCUGCCCACCGGUGCCGGGCAAAACUACAACCGAUUCGGCUAG
Anopheles bellator is the source of this 702-nucleotide messenger RNA. RefSeq names its product endocuticle structural glycoprotein SgAbd-2-like. The record is from RefSeq and is a predicted model, not a curated record. Gene Ontology annotation, molecular function: structural constituent of chitin-based larval cuticle. Gene Ontology annotation, cellular component: chitin-based extracellular matrix. The transcript is spliced from 4 exons. The coding region runs from base 1 to 702 and encodes 233 amino acids. NCBI's taxonomy places the organism in Eukaryota, Metazoa, Arthropoda, Insecta, Diptera, Culicidae.